UUUUGUUUUACUAAGUUGAAAGGCGGUUGAUGUUUUGGUUUUAGUUCAUUUUUGAAUAUCGCACAAAACGUGUCGGUCUCUCUUCUGAAUUAAUUUUUCGAAUUUUUCUUUUCUUGUUUCAAAAAAAAAGGAGAAGGAUACUCCGCUGUCGUUCAGUUUGAAUAGAACAUUCUGUUUGUGAAUUUUAUUAAUUUUACAAAAUAAUUAUUGUUUAGAAAUGGCGCCACGCAACAAGGAACAAGAAGCCGAAGUUUUGAAAUGGGUUUUCGAUGUCAUUGGUGAAAAGGUACCAUCUGGUCAAUAUGAAGACAUUUUACGCGACGGUACCGUAUUGUGCCGAUUGGCCAAUAAGCUUACACCAGGCAGUGUAAAGAAAAUCCAAGAACGUGGUACCAAUUUCCAAUUGAUGGAGAAUGUUCAAAGAUUCCAAGCCGCCAUCAAGAAGUACGGCGUUCCGGAAGAAGAAAUUUUCCAAACGGCCGAUCUGUUUGAGCGAAGAAAUAUUCCACAAGUCACUCUGUGCUUGUACUCCUUAGGAAGAAUUACUCAAAAACAUCCAGAAUUCACCGGACCAGCAUUAGGACCAAAGAUGGCCGACAAGAAUGAACGUACCUUCACCGAAGAGCAAUUGCGAGCUCAUGAAGGAGAAUUGAAUUUACAAAUGGGUUACAACAAAGGUGCCUCGCAAUCAGGACAUGGUGGAAUGGGAAACACACGUCACAUGUAAAUGUGUACGACGGGUUUCUGUCUUUUCUUUUUAUUUGUGUAUAAUUUGUGCAAUUUCUGGCAAAAAAAAACUACCACAUCCACAACAAAAUAAUAAAAUGUUUCAUAAAAUCGUACGGUUCAUUCACCACAAAUGGUGAUGAUGCAUUUCAAAAUCUGGCCUAAUACAACUAAUGUGUAAUUAAAGCAAAACACACGAGAGAAUUACCACAAUUAUAUUUUGCUGUAACUGUGAAUUUUCGUUCAAUCUCUAUAAAAGAAUUGGAAUUAAUUAAAAUGAAUUCAUUUUGAAAUUGACAAAACAAUUGCAGUUUUUCUGAUAUUUUUUCUUUCUUGUUUGCUUCCACAUUUUUCUUUUCAAAAAUAUGCAAUACAAACUUUUGAGUGUUAAAAAUAAUUAAUUAAUAAUUUUACAGAACUAGAUGAUGAUGAGAUAAAGAGCUUAACGAAAUAUACUCUUGAACGCGUAUUA
Molecule: messenger RNA, 1198 nt
Organism: Bradysia coprophila
Lineage: Eukaryota; Metazoa; Arthropoda; Insecta; Diptera; Sciaridae
Product: myophilin-like
Biological process (GO): actin filament organization; actomyosin structure organization
Cellular component (GO): actin cytoskeleton
Molecular function (GO): actin filament binding
Source: RefSeq, a predicted model, not a curated record